UGCAAAUCCCCAGGGGGCAACUAAUGCAUUUCUCUGCUGAAAGCUGCCGAUUUUGAACACUCGCUGCAGUCGCUGAAGUGAUAACAAAAAAAAAGCGAAUUAAGCGCCGCACUCAAAGAGCGCUUCAGAAAAUAUUGUGGAAGUGCAUGUAGUGGAAGGCAAAGCAUAUUAAUAGUAGACAGACAAGGCAUUAAAGCAAGUGAAGCUGUCGAGUCUGCAAGCUUAUACAGCCACAAAGCUAACGGACGCCAUUGGCGAGCAACGCUGAUUGUAAAGCAAAAAAAAAGAUAUGAUGCCGCUGGAUAGAAGCUUAACAUAGACAUUAAAAAUUUGUGUGUUUGUGUGUGUGUGCGAAAAUAGCCGGAGCAGAGCACUUGAAAGCGAGUUAGUAAAAUAAAACACGUAAAUCAGUAGCCAUAUCGGCAACAGUAACAACAGCAAACAAUAAUGUUUAAAAGCAAGUGCUAAAUUAAAGUGAAUGCACAAACAACAAAACAGUAACGCAAGCACCGUGCCAAUGUUGCUGUGAUACUACUGACAAUGACAGUGAAUGAGAAAGGCGCUAGAAAUAAAGUGGAAUAAAUAAAGUAGAGUGCUCAAGAGAAUAAAGUUAAAAAAUCUAACAACUACAACCAGUGGAAGAUUUUGUACAAAAACAAAAAAAAAAUAUUAAAAUGUGUCGAGCGUUGGUUUUCUGCUGACAGCAGAAGAAAUUAACGCAAGAGGAAUGGCAAGUCACGGCAGUGGGAAAAAGGGCAGUAACUAGCAACACCACUGACGUCGCGAGAUUUUCAAAUGAAUCAAUUUAAAUACUGAAAGUGUCGCUAGACAAAGUGAAAUGCAGAAGAUAUAGAGUACGGCUGAAAGCAUAGUGGGUUGCGGAAUGUCAGCUGUUUGCAAUCAACUUAAUUUGUAUAGCAAGAUAGAUUGCGCAGGCAAAGCGAAGCGUAAAUGACGCUAAUCAUAUUACAUUUGAAGGCCUAUGAAGAGUACGAGGUAGAGAGAGAGAAAGGCGAACAGAGAGAGAGAGAGUAACAAAAAUUGUCGACGAAAAUAGGCAAGCUGAAAAAGAAGUAGCUUAUCUCGGAGCAAAGCGGAAGCAAAUGAAUGACACUAUUACAAGCUGAUUAUAGUUAAGGCGAAGCAGAACUUUAGCCGGCAAGCAAAUACACAAGACACAAGAAGAAAAUACAAUCGCUUUGUGGAAUUUAAGAAAAUAUUGAAAUAUAGCAUACUUUCGGGCUGAAACGAGAUUAAAAAAGCUUCCUUUUGGCAUAAAAUAAGAAAUUAUCGCACUUUCAGGGCACAUUUCAUACGAGCAGGCGCAAAAAAAAAUUAGACCAGCAUGUGUCGUCAUCACCCAUUCAAAUGCUGACAUCGCCUAUUGCAUAUUUUAGGGCGCAUGCUGCUAAACAAAUGCGACUGACACAUCGUGUACCACAUCACAGUAGCACGCGCGCCAUGUUCCAUACAUUCACUAGCCCAAUAUUACGACCAGCAGCCAUCCUCAUCCUCUUGGCCAUCUGUCGGCUAACGCUCACCUGCCCAGCUGAGGUUUGCAUGUGCAAGUGGAAGGGUGGCAAGCAAACGGUGGAGUGCGGCAGCCAGCAGCUGCCCAAUAUACCCGAGGGUAUGGAUCCCGGCACGCAGGUACUCAACUUUUCCGGCAAUAGCUUGCAAGUGUUGCAGAGUGAACGCUUUCUGCGCAUGGAUUUGCUUAAUUUACAGAAGAUCUACUUGUCACGCAAUCAGCUGAUACGCAUACACGAAAAGGCCUUUCGUGGCCUAACAAAUCUGGUCGAGUUAGAUCUCUCGGAUAAUAUGCUACAAAAUGUACCCACCAAAACAUUUCAGGACUACAGCUCGCUCAUGCGUCUCUCGCUAAGCGGUAAUCCGAUACGCGAAUUAAAGACGUCAGCCUUUCGUCAUCUCUCGUUUUUGACAACGCUUGAGCUGAGCAACUGCCAAAUCGAACGAGUCGAGAAUGAAGCCUUCAUUGGCAUGGACAAUCUAGAGUGGUUGCGCCUGGAUGGCAAUCGCAUCGGUUUCAUACAAGGUCCGCAUAUACUGCCCAAAUCGCUGCAUGGCAUUAGCUUGCAGAGCAAUCGUUGGAUGUGCGAUUGUCGGCUGUUGGAUGUGUAUGCAUGGCUUAAGAAUUACGUGACGCCGCAGGUGGAGGAGCCCAAAUGCAUAGAGCCACCACGACUGAAGGGUCAUACGAUCAAGUCGCUAAAUAAGGACGACCUCGCUUGCCUGCCUGAGGUGACGCCAACAUCCACGUACACAGAAAUCUCAGAGGGACGCAAUAUGUCGAUUAUGUGCGUGGUGCGCGCCAUACCCGAGCCGCAGGUGCUGUGGCUCUUCAACGGUCAAGUGAUGACCAACGAGAGUCUGAUCGAUAAUCUGCAUAUGUACUUUUAUAUUGAUGAGGGUGGUAGCGCGGAGGAGAAGCGUAGCGAGAUUUUCAUUUACAAUGUAGGUCCCGAAGAUAAUGGUACCUUCUCGUGCGUGGGAAAGAACAUUGCAGGCAUCACAUUCAGCAACUACACGCUGCGCGUCAUAACCAAGGAGCCGCCUGUGGUGAACGAGGUAUCCUUUCCGCGCGACUACAUGAACUACAUUAUGGCCAGCAGCACCGGAGCCGGCGUCAUCUUCGUUGUGUUGCUCUGCACGAUCGUGAUUAAGUGCAAGCAAAGACAGCCGAACAAACGCCAAAAAUUUGCAGGUGGUGGUUCCGUUACGAAUGUGGUAGGCGGCGGCAGCGCGCAUUCAACAAACACAAAUGCCAACGAGACGGCGUUGAUGAAGUGCUCCUCGAUACUCAACGAUGGCGAGUCUAUGAAUGGCGGCGCCGGUCUACUGAUGGCUGACGCAAUGACGCCAACGAAAAUGUGCAAAGAAAAUAGCGGCGUCAUUAUUGGUGGUCAGAUGAAGCAAAAUCUGCUGUUAUAUGCGCCCGCUCACUACCAACAACAAACGCCAACAGCUGCGACGUUAGCAGGCGACAACACUGGCAAAGCGCUACAGCUGAGCGUGAGCAUGGCUGGCGCUAGCGGCAUGCCGCCACCUAUUUUGGUAGGCAAUGCCAUGAGCUACUGUUCGCCACCUUCGUCAGUGCGCAACUACCAAGAAAAGAACCCCGAUUUAGUAAACGACGCAGAGAGCGGGAAUCACAAUAAAUUGAAAACAGCGUCCUCACUGGACGGAGACUAUGACGCGGCUAGCGACUGUUCGGGUCCAUGUAGCAUACAGGGCAUGUCAACGACACCAGUUCCCUUCGAUAGCUGCUACCAGCUGGCGCCGCAUUAUGGCUCACAAAUCAUACAGCCAGCGAAUAUGCAGCUGAAUUCUGCGGCCGCCUCACGCUUUGCCGCCAUGACAACAUUGCCGCGUGGCAUGCAACUGAAAACUGUAAUGAAUACCGUUUGUUUCUUGGGACAGGACGGCUUUGCGUAUGACUACAGCAACGCGCACAUGCAACAAGCCCCGUCACCACCGCCUUCGCAUCAUCACCUCCAACUGCAGCCACAACAUUCGCUAGGCGCCGAACCUUCACAGUCCCAGCACAUACAACAACAGAACUAUUAUCGCACCCUGCCACACAAUCGCGCGCACAAACAGCAACAAUUUGCCGCCUCGGCCGCAAAUCCUGGCAUGCGAUACAGCCUGGAGGCUGAGUUUCUGCAGCGUUCCGGCACACCAACGUACGACAAGUAUAUGCCCAAUGUGCGCUUCACAGCCGAGGGCUAUCCGCAGGCACAACAACAACAACAACAACAACAACACUUGAUGCAGUAUCCUUCACCGCCAGAUGGCUAUAAGAGCAGUCAAAGUCCAGCGCCAAGCAUGCAUGACGGCAGCGCGGGCGGCUGCGGCACUAGUAAUGGUGCCUCAACAAUCUCAACCGCUACAUUUCAACAGUGGCCACCUUGUUUGCCCGGCUAUCACGUGCAGGCCAUACGCUACCCGCCAACUUUUGUUGGCGUGCUAAGCCCGCAGGCACACACACAGCAGCCGCAUAUUGUGCAACAGCAGCACAAAUCCACAUCAACGGUUGUUCUAACGCCCAACGGUCAAACGAAUCAAACGCAAGUGCCCAUACCAACAACAUCCGCGACGUUUACCACAACGAGCACUAACACUGGCCCCACCAUGUCCACAUCAUCAUCAUCAGCUGCUAAACGUUUUGUAGCCGCACAAGCUGACGCCUCUACCAUACCCGAAUGCGAUGAGAAUGACGUUUCGCCCACCACAUCGACUGCUGCCAGUAGCAGUAAUGAUGGCAACAGCAGCAGCAGUAGUAGCAGUAGCAGCAGCGCAACCACAGUGACUAUGUCGGCAAGCAAUACAACAGCAACAACGACAGCCACUGCAACGGCAACCGAAGAAUCCUCAAAGCUGCGUCAUUUACAUGGACCGCUAGCUGAUAGUCCAGACGAAGGUUACGUUGGCGAUUCGCAUGAAGGUUCAGAUAUAUGACGACGCGGCGCCAAUGGCAGUUGUAAGGGGGUUAGUAGUAAUAGUGUUACUGCAUGUUCGCUCAAAAUGGACGACUCAGUGGAGCUGUAGAGCAGUUUUUCAAGUAAAUAUACAGACAAAUAUAGUACCCCUAAGCAUACGCAUUUCGAAAUUAUGGGUAGAAAGAUACGCGCGCCGGUACAUUUACUCAAAUAACAUACAAAUACAAUAUCUAGAAGGACACAUGCACUGCCCACAGUUGUAAUCAUUAAAUUGCAUUAAUUUAGUGCUUUCAAGCAGUAAGCACUUAUCCGUGAAACGAUGCGGUGGUCAAAAGUGUGCAGUGGCUUGGUGCUGCGGCAUCGCAUAAUGAACCUUAGCAUAUGAAUCCCUUUCUACACUAGCACUCUUCUAGGCUUUGUUUGCUCGAGGGCGGACAAUUACAUUGAAAAAUUUAUGUCCUUGCUAAGUAUCCAAUGGCUAAGCAAAAUUAUUGGUCUGUCUAGAGCCACAUACUGUUACCAUGUAUUUACUGUGCUAUGUAAAGCUAUUCUACAUAUUGUCGGUGAUACCGAAAAACGGUCUAUGUCUAGUAGUAAUCUUGACACUUUUUAUGGUCUAUUACGUGCACCGGAAUGCAUCUGUAAAUCUCUACACCCUAAUAAACGAAUGACAAACUGUCUACCUUUGGCUGAUGAAGAUGAACGGUUGCCAGAAGCGAUCCGAUAUAGAUAACAGAUCAUUUCAGUACCAGAGGUAAUAAGUGACAUAGAACGUUUUGCACGAUAUAAUUAUAGCGAAGCCACGAAGAGGAGUAAGGACGCUAGUCCUACCUAAUAAAAAUCAUUCAACUGCGAACAUAUUGAUGCUUUCGCAUUCCUCAAUCCUGUGCUGGCUUGUUACCAGCAGAGCAUUUGUCGCUUCUAUUUAACCCUAAUUCGGCCACUCGUCGAUUUUUGUGAACAUCAAC
This is a messenger RNA of Rhagoletis pomonella (apple maggot), 5428 nucleotides long. RefSeq lists its product as uncharacterized. The coding region runs from base 1369 to 4479 and encodes 1036 amino acids. The transcript has a single exon. The record is from RefSeq and is a predicted model, not a curated record. Gene Ontology annotation, molecular function: protein binding. NCBI's taxonomy places the organism in Eukaryota, Metazoa, Arthropoda, Insecta, Diptera, Tephritidae.